GUCAUCGGAAGCCGGGACCAUAGAGACACUCGCCCCCUCAGGCACGCGCUGGAGAGCUGGAGACCAAGGCAAGCAGCUAGCGCGGGCCGGUGGCGGGCGGACGGUGUGGCUCCGAGUCUGAGGCCUGGCUCUGAGCCGUAGGGGUUCGAGUCCCGCUCCUGCCCAGGGUGGCCUCACGGCUUCGCACCACUCUCUGAUCAUCUCACUCAGGAGGCCGUCGGCAGUACAGACGGCUGGCGGCGAGACAAUGAGCGAAAAGCCGAGCGACGAAGGCCCGGAACCUAUGGAGGACCGCGGUCAGGAUGAUGGCAGUGCCGUGGGCAGCCCCGCAGUCCCCGCAUCCCAAGAGUCGGGAGCAGAGCCUGGGGCGGCUGUUGCACCCGAGUCCCAGCCCGGACUCUACAGCUACAUCAGGGGCGACCUGUUCACCUCAGAGAUCUUCAAGUUGGAGCUGCAGAACGUACCCCGCCAUGCCAGCUUCAGCGAUGUCCGCCGCUUUUUGGGCCGCUUUGGCUUGCAACCGCACAAAACCAAACUCUUCGGGCAACCCCCUUGUGCCUUCGUGACAUUCCGCAGUGCUACAGAGCGGGACAAGGCCCUGCGAGUGCUGCAUGGGGCCCUCUGGAAAGGCCGUCCACUCAGCGUGCGCUUGGCCCGGCCCAAGGCUGACCCCAUGGCCAAGAAGAGGCGGCAGGAGGGUGAGGGUGAGCCCCCCACAGCGCACAUUGCCGAUGUGGUGACCCCUCUUUGGACAGUUCCCUAUGCUGAGCAACUGGAGCAGAAGCGGCUGGAAUGUGAGCAGGUGCUACAGAGACUGGCCAAGGAAAUUGGGAACACCAAUCGCGCCCUGCUGCCCUGGCUGCUCACACAGAGGCACAAGCACAACAAGGCCUGCUGUCCAUUGGAGGGGGUCAGGCCAUCACCACAGCAGACUGAAUAUCGUAAUAAGUGUGAGUUUCUUGUUGGAGUUGGGGUAGAUGGAGAAGACAAUACAGUUGGCUGUCGACUCGGCAAGUACAAGGGUGGGACAUGUGCUGUGGCAUCCCCCUUUGACACUGUGCACAUCCCUGAGGCAACCAAGCAGGUGGUAAAAGCCUUCCAGGAGUUCAUCCGGUCUACCCCAUACUCGGCAUAUGACCCUGAGACAUACGCAGGCCACUGGAAGCAGCUGACUGUGCGCACCAGCCGCCGUGGCCAGGCCAUGGCCAUCGCCUACUUCCACCCCCAGAAACUGAGUCCUGAGGAGCUGGCAGGGCUGAAAGCCUCUCUGGUGCACUACUUCAUGGAGGGGCCUGGCAGAGCCAGCGGGGUGACCUGCCUUUACUUCGUGGAGGAAGGACAGCGAAAGACUCCCAGCCAGGAAGGCCUGCCCCUGGAGCAUGUAGCUGGGGACCAGUGCAUCCACGAGGACCUGCUUGGGUUAACCUUCAGGAUCUCCCCUCAUGCCUUCUUCCAGGUAAACACGCCGGCUGCAGAGGUACUGUACACUGUCAUCCAAGACUGGGCCCAAUUGGACAGGGAAAGUACAGUACUGGAUGUAUGCUGUGGUACCGGCACCAUUGGCUUAGCCCUGGCCCAGAAGGUGAAGAGAGUCAUUGGGAUUGAACUGUGCCAAGACGCUGUGGAGGAUGCCCGGGUGAAUGCCCAGACCAAUGAGCUGAGCAAUGUUGAGUUCCACUGCGGAAAGGCUGAGGACCUGGUUCCUGCCCUGGUGAACAAACUGGGUUCCCAACAACUUGUAGCUAUCCUGGAUCCACCCCGAGCUGGCCUACAUUCCAAAGUGAUUCUGGCCAUCCGUAGAUCUGAGAACCUCAAGAGGCUCCUGUAUGUUUCAUGCAACCCUAGGGCAGCCAUGGGCAACUUUGUGGACCUCUGCAGGGCCCCAUCUAAUCGGGUGAAGGGCACCCCCUUCCGACCAGUCAAGGCUGUGGCUGUGGACUUGUUCCCACAAACCCCACACUGUGAGAUGCUCAUCCAGUUUGACAGAAUGGAUUACCCUAAUGGCACAGAGGCCCUAGGGCAUGAAGACCCUCCACCUGAGCCUCCCCCAGAACCUCAUCUUGACAUUCCACAAGAAACUGGGGCCUCCUAAGCCCUGGGAUCUGCAGAAACGAGCAGUUCCAGAGCAGGGUCCAUCAAGGGAACAGAAGCUGGAAGAUUUAUAAUCACAUUUGCUUGAGUAUGCAGUCAUAGGGCACAAGGCCUUGCUGCCCAAUCAUAGAUUAGCUGACUUGAUGCUAUGGGCUAUUGCUCAAAAGAUGGAUGGACUCCUGGAUCCUGUCUACCACCCCGAGUCUUUGUAAUAACCAGCCUUGUGAGGGCCAAAAUAAACAAUUGCUUAAACUGUUUCUGUU
Dipodomys ordii (Ord's kangaroo rat) is the source of this 2354-nucleotide messenger RNA. RefSeq names its product tRNA methyltransferase 2 homolog A (S. cerevisiae) (gene Trmt2a). The record is from RefSeq and is a predicted model, not a curated record. The coding region runs from base 248 to 2092 and encodes 614 amino acids. Lineage: Eukaryota; Metazoa; Chordata; Mammalia; Rodentia; Heteromyidae. The transcript has 12 exons. Gene Ontology annotation, biological process: RNA processing. Gene Ontology annotation, molecular function: RNA binding; RNA methyltransferase activity.